Molecule: messenger RNA, 874 nt
Organism: Serpula lacrymans var. lacrymans S7.9
Lineage: Eukaryota; Fungi; Basidiomycota; Agaricomycetes; Boletales; Serpulaceae
Exons: 2
Coding region: 43-444 (133 amino acids)
Source: RefSeq, a predicted model, not a curated record
CAGCGGGAAGAACAGUUCCGCCAAGAACAAGCUAGGCUAGCUAUGCAAGAGCAAGAAAGACUGGCGAAAGCGGGCAAGAUCAUGAGCAAGCAGGAGGUUAUCAAGCUCUUCGAGUUGCACAAGGCGCAGUGGGACAAGAUUCAGAGUUUAAGCACCAUUCUCUGGGAAGACUUUCCCUGGCCAAUGUUUAAGAGACCAAAGGGUCCAGAUGAUUUGACAACUCCUGCGAUUAACGCAUAUAUGCUGUCGCCGUUGCACCCUAGUGAUAAGUCAACGAAGGAUAGGAUUAAGGAUAGCCUCAGAAAGUGGCAUCCAGAUCGGUUCAAUCAUUCGCUGCCCAAGGUGAAAGAGGAAGACAGGGAGAGGGUGCAAGAGGGCGCUGGAUCGGUAGUGAGAACCUUGAAUGAUUUGUUGCGCUCAAGUUCGCAUGAUGUGUUUUCAUAAGCCAGGGACUUUUUUUCAACAUGUACUUUUAUACCCCACUCAUCCAUUUGUAUGCGUAACCACCACGGAGUAUAUCAUAUCUGAUGUAAAGGAAAUGAAUUGUGUUUUAUUUGGAGUAACUUGGUCUUCUUGAGUGAGAUCUGGCGAGAGUUUGUGGCAGAUUUGCGGGUGUGGUUGGACUGUCGGGGUAGUUUCACAGCAACCGAAGAAAAAAAGGGUCAACUCACGCUCAUUUUCGUUCUCAUUAUCAGAAAGAAAAAAAGCAAAAAACAGUGGUCACUCUGGUGGGGUGUUGGUGGUGAAGGACAGACUGAGACGAGGCAGAGAGAAAAGACGUUUGGGGAAUGACUCAUUGAAAAAAGAUAACGUAGAGCACACGAGGGACUGGUGAUAUCUGAUGUUAUAUCUGGGAACAUAGAUCGAUUGCAGC